AUGGACGCUGAUACCUUUGGGCCUCGUGUCUCCAAUUCCCUGUACGCAGACGAUAGCAUGCUUGUGGAUCACUUCUCCAUGAAUGACAACACGCGCCAUGUCCCCACUGUAGUGAAGCAUGCUGAGGCAACUUCCGAAUCAGACGACGUCCAAGACAACAUGUCGAUCGGUAGCUUGGAUUAUCCUGAUCUCGAACCAGUACUUUACGAUUCGCCAGACCGGCACUACUGGUCAACACCCGAGCGUGGACAAGUCGACUUUAUGGUGGGAGAUCCUUCCGUUUCAUCAUCAUCCAGGCAACAUCAGCAACAUCCUCCAUCAUCACCAUCCAAGACAUCAAGACGCCAUCAUUCCACAUCAACUACUCAGAAACGACGUGUCAAUUCGUCAUCAGAAAAGAGUCCAAAGGCACAAAAGACAUCCAACAGCAACAAAAAGGGAAAGCAUGUGAUGCAGCCGGACAAUGUGAUGAUGGAGGAUGAUGAGAAUCCCUUGUAUGAAAUCGAGGAUAUUGUGGGUCACAAAGUGUACAGAAGUCAAGCAGUCAUGUACGAGAUCAAAUGGAAGGGCUAUGAUAGCAAGCAGAAUACAUGGGAAAUUGCAAGCCAUAUUCAUGAAGAUUGCCCUCAAUUAUGCAUCGAUUAUUGGAACAAACAAGAGAAUACGCCCAUUCCCAAGAAUGUACCUCGAUCAAAGCAACAACAAAAGCAACAAUCAUCACACACCACCAAGUCCUACAUUGAGCGAUUACAAAAGUACAACAUUGACAACGACAGCUUGAUCCCGUAUUAUCGGAAACAAGGAUACCGAUUAAGUUAUGAUUUGGACUUUCCCACACCAUCAACGAAUUGGAGGAAGGAGCUGCGUGUGAUUCAUUUCGUCCAACGUGUCAAAAGCACAGAUCAAAUACUAGCCUAUGUCAGCUGGAUGAACAAGAAGAAAACAGUGCACGUCAUUCAAGAGUUACAUGACAAAUGUCCUGAUAUGUUGAUCAAUUAUUAUGAAAGUUGUUUGACGUUUGCAGGAUCGUGA
This is a messenger RNA of Lichtheimia ornata, 1032 nucleotides long. RefSeq lists its product as uncharacterized. The transcript is spliced from 5 exons. Gene Ontology annotation, cellular component: nucleus; pericentric heterochromatin. Lineage: Eukaryota; Fungi; Mucoromycota; Mucoromycetes; Mucorales; Lichtheimiaceae. The record is from RefSeq and is a predicted model, not a curated record. Gene Ontology annotation, molecular function: chromatin binding. Gene Ontology annotation, biological process: negative regulation of transcription by RNA polymerase II; chromatin organization. Bases 1 to 1032 code for a protein of 343 amino acids.